AUGUAUUUCUUUUGUUCAGACAUCAACGAAUGUGUUCGUGGGCUAGACAAAUGCAGCUCUGAUGCAUUUUGCAACAAUACCAAAGGGUCUUACAACUGUACAUGUAAACCUGGAUUCACUGGAAAUGGACGCGAAUGUAAAGGUAAACGUUGAGGUCGAAAUGUAGAGGAAAAUCAGCUGGUGAAAGUCUAAGUAAGAAUUUUGAUACACUGGCGAUAGCACUGCUCUUCUACUGAGCCUUGCAACCCUUAUGAGUUUCUAAGCCCCUCUUCCGUGUAGUGUUUUAAACGUUUGCAAUGGGAAAAUUACUGAUUUCGUUUUUCGCACGAAAUCACGAUUCAUAAAACUUGUCUGUGUCUGCGUGAUCUCCCUCGUUCUUUGGUUUCAGAAGACAAGUCAGAUCUCGGUUUUGGUAAUUCAAGAUAUCAUAGUCAACCUCGUCCAGUAAUUGCUUAUUAGCUUAAAACUUUUCUUCGUCUCCUUUUUUUUAUUUAUUUUUUUUCAAUUGGUAAGUCCCUUUGAAACACAUCCAUCGAUGAUUCUUGAUCGUUUAUAUGUUCUCUUCGAGUAAAAUCACAAAUUAUGAAGUAGCAUCUGUUGCAGCUUAUACUGUAAAUCUAAUCAUCCGGAGUUUAAACUUAAUACCCAAUCAUAGUUUAUAGAUAUUUUUGGAAAUAAUUGAUUAUUUUUCAAACACGACUAGUAAUAAACUUGGUAAGCGUUCAGUAACGUAGAAACUUUAAAAACUGGAUGAAAACAUUUAUUGCUUUAUUAAGAUAAUAACAACUGAUCCUCUCCCGACGCUGUUUCUUAUCAAUGAUCUAUUUAAAGAAAACAUACAUGCUGCCAAAUGAAGUGAAUGAAAACUGACUCUUUCCAGUCAAAAGGCAGAGCUUGGAACAUGAUGAAAUUCUUCUGUCAUUCAGUCAGAUCGCAGUCAAUCUAGUUUCCCAAUGAUGGAUUGAGAUGUAGCUAAAAAAAAAAGUUUACAAUUUCUUCUAAUCAAAGAUAUUUUUAAACUUCUUGCAGGAGCUUCCUCGUGUAAAGAAAUUCAUGACAUGCAAGUAGAACUGAUUUUCGAUAUUAUUUUCAUAGUACAUCAAAUAUCGCGCUUUCCCGCAUAUAGUUUAGGCCCACCACGGCACCGAAUAUACCCCAAUUUUCAAACCACAUUCCAUAUGCGGAGAAAGUCCUCCUUUAAACCUUUAUUCAUUUCAGUGGAAUGCAUUACUGUCCUCAGAGAAGAAGUGAAAAAAUAUCUUUUGAACUCGGACACCUGUUUGAUUCAAGAACAAAUAACCGAGCAUUGUUUAUAUUCCGCAGAUAUUGACGUCUGAAGAUCAACUUUCCAUUUGCUUAUUAGUUGAAUUAUUAUUAUUAUUAUUAUUGUCAAUCAGUAUCUUUCCCAUUAUCAGUUUCAUUGCCACCGUUGUAGCUAUGAUAAUUAUUUUCAUAAGCUCAAGGUUUUAUUUCACCAUCAUUGUUUUCAUUACUAGUUGUAUUUCUUUUUUUUUUAUUCAAAAGAUCCAAUGUGAGUGGUGCGGUUACCCUUCUUGUUGACUCCCAACCAUUGUCCGUUUUCUGUCACAUGGGAAAUUUUGGGUGUGGAGAUGGUGGAUGGACGCCAGUCAUGAAGAUUGACGGCAGAGAGGUGCAUACUUUUAUUGAAUAAUUCAUUUCCUGUAUAAACCCGCUCUCUUUCAAAACGUUGCAAGUUAAAAACUUGCGUUUUACAUAUGUAUGCCUUCAGUCGUCUUUCAUUGAGAAGGAAAUGCAUGAAGAACAGACCUCGUUCAACGUAAAUUUGAAGACUUGUGUUGUGUAGUGACUGUUGAAAAAGGAUGAAAAAGAAUGUAUAAAUAUAUCCUAACAUAUUUGUCUCUAAUAGCAUGUAACGGCUAUUUAAGAAAUACACACCAUUAAGAUCAUAAUGCGGUUAAAAGCUGUCCGGAACAAACAACAUAUUUUAUCUCAGUUAAAGUUCCACACUGGUUAAUGGGUAUGUAGACAUAACCCUGAUUUAAAGAGCUGUCACUGCUCAUUCCCCGAGCAGCGGGAGGGAGGAUAGGUAGAGGAGGAUUCCUGGAGGACUAUAUAACAUUUGGGGCCAAUUAACUUGCCAAUGAGGAGAAAUCGUUGGUCAUAGGAAUAUUACUGACAGUCUUAUGGGGAGAUCAGGUUACUUUUAUGGUGACAUAACCAAAAUCCAAUUUGUUUUUGUUAUAUAUGAAAAGAGAUUGGAAUUUCUUUAUAUAAUAGCAUCGUGUAUCAUCCUUUAUUCACUUCACAAAUGAUUGUCAUUUCAAUGUCUCUUGAUUGGCGUCCAAAUGAAAACACAGAAAAACUCCUUAUAACUAGAAAGAUAUGUUAUGCACUGAUUUACGGCGCGGGGUCCGUGUUGGAAAAAAAAUGACCUUAGUCUUCACGACACGAUGGCGUAAUUACCAAGGUCAAUUUAACGGUAAAACAAAUGAGUAAUGGAUCAAUAAAUGCAGAUAUACGACAGGACUUUGACAGAAAAUAUCCAUCAAUUCGGAUUAAAUAAAAAAAAAAUGUAUUGCUCCUAUAUUUCAGACCACCUUCCAUUAUGAUGAGCAUUACUGGAUAAAUGAUCAAGGAUACAAUCUUCCCGGAGGAGAGACUGGGUUCGACGGACAAGAGUCAAAGCUACCCACCUACUGGAACACAUCCUUCUCCAAGAUCUGUCUCGGUAUGAAGAUCAACCAACAGCUCAGGUUCAUUGUCAUCCACAAGCAGGCUGACUCUCUGCACUCACUGAUCGCUGAUGGCCAAUACCGCGCCACCUCACUUGGUCGUGACAAGUGGAAAGAAUUGAUUGGUUUCCAAGGCUCGUUACAGGCCAACUGCAACAAAGAAGGGUUUAAUGCCGUUUGUAGUUGGAGAAGAUAUUCUAAAGCCAGAAUUGGUAUUGUUAGCGAAAACAAGAAUGAGUGUGGCUCGUGCGACUCAAGGAUCGGAUUUGGCACAAAAGGGCAACCUGACGAUUUAAAUACGUGUGGUAACGAGGCCGUUAAUAAUCCAGAUAAUGGAAACAAACACCUCAAAGCCAUGGGAUACAUCCUGGUACAAUAA
This is a messenger RNA of Pocillopora meandrina, 3093 nucleotides long. The record is from the annotation of a GenBank genome assembly. NCBI's taxonomy places the organism in Eukaryota, Metazoa, Cnidaria, Anthozoa, Scleractinia, Pocilloporidae.